This is a messenger RNA of Rotaria sordida, 5331 nucleotides long. Lineage: Eukaryota; Metazoa; Rotifera; Eurotatoria; Philodinida; Philodinidae. The record is from the annotation of a GenBank genome assembly.
AUGAAUUAUUUACUUCUUAUUUAUGAGCAAGUUUAUCAUCCAUCUAAAAAAUUAACAUCUAUCAAUAUUCAACAAGAAAAUAAUUAUUCUGAGACAUUAAAAACAUUCAAUAUGCUUCUAGAUACAUUAGAACCCUAUUUUAUAUGGGAAUUUUUAACAAAAAAUUUCGAUAUUAUUCUAAAUCAACAAGAAGAUAAUAAUUUUAUUACAGCUAGAUCUACUAUUGAACAAAUAUGUGGUAUUAUUGAUAUGUUAUUAGAUAUAUUUUCAUUAGAAAAUUCUCUUGACACUCAACUUGAACAUUUAUCUGAAAUGCUUUAUCAUCUUAUACAAAUAAUAAAUGAUAAUUUUGAAAAAUUGACAUCAAAUCAAAUAAUAUUAUGUAUAAAAUUAUUAUUAAAAAUUUUUAAAAAUAUUAUUUUCACUAAUACAAAUCAUCAUUUAUCUAUAUUUCGUUGUUCAUUUAAUUAUCAAAAUGAAAUAUUUGAUAAUUAUUUAACUAUUUAUAAUAUUGAAGAUGAUAAUGAACAUACAACUUUUAUUGAUAAUGAAUAUUCAACAGAUAUUUAUAAUAAAUUAUUACGUACAGAUAGUAUAAAUGAAUUAGAAAAUCCAAAUUUAAUAAUCGAACAAGAGAAUUUAAAUGAUAUUGAACAAUUACUUCAUCAAAUGAUACAUAAAGUUGAAAAACAACUUGACAAAUUAAAUAAUCAAUUAUUUGAUAAUAAAAAAAGUCGAUUAUCAACAAAAACAGUGUUAGAAUCAAUAAAUAAUAUUGAAAAAUCAAUAGAAUUAUAUAAGAAAUUUUUUCAUCGUUUUAUUAUUACAUAUUUAAUUGAUCAGAAUCAAGUAUUAAUAAAUGAUAAAUUUCAAAGUAUUUAUUCAAUUAUACAAAAUAAAAAUAAUGAUAAUCUUUUAAUAAUUUGUAAUCGAUAUCGACAAUUAAAUGAAUUUCGAUUAAAAUUAACUAAUAAUGUUGAUCAUUAUAUAAUAGCUUUUGAAAAUUGUUGUAAAUUACUUACUGAAUUUUGCUGUUUUCCAAUACAAUCAUCUUUGAAUAAUCAGUCAUUUUUACCAAAAGGUAAAACUGAUUUUGACGAUUGGUCAAUGGAUAUAUGUGUUCUAUCAUUAUGUAUAAGUGAUCAUUUUUCUCUUCAAACGAUUGCAAUAUCUGUUUUAAUUGAAUUAUUUGGUUAUACAUUAAGUUUAUAUAGUUCAAAUAAAAAAAAUUCAAUUGAUAUUCUAGCUAAUAAUCAAUUAAUUAUAUCAUCAUUUACUUACGAACAAGUAUUAUUACUUAUAAAUGAAACUGAAUUUUUUCAAUAUAUAAUUGCAUAUUUUUGGGAAUAUUUAAAUGAUAAAUAUGAUCGAGAAUAUAAUUUAAAAGCUUCACAUAUAUUAUCAAUACUUCAUUCAAUGUUACCAAAUAAUUUAUGUGAAGAUUUAAUAUAUAAUCAAUUAUCAUUAAUAAAUAUUCAACAAAUUGAAAUUGAUAUAAAAAUUAUUGAAGAAUAUAAAAAAUUUUUUAAAUUAUGGAAUUCAAUUCGUAAUAUUCCUCAUAUAAAAAAUGAACAUAUAACAAAAUCAUUUCAACAUUGUUUAAUUUAUAUUUUAAAAAUACUUAAAGAAUCAAAUGAUUAUUGUUUAAAAUCCAUUGUACAAAAAUGGACUUAUGAUUGUUUUACUCAUGGAGAUGUAUGUCGAAUAUUUGAUAUACUUCUUAUUAUGCUUUUACAUUCAGAUACAGCACGUGUUAGUAUACAACGAUUUGAUCCAAUUAUUCAUAAAGAAUUUUUUCUUGAUCAACAAAUCAACAUUAAUGAAAUAAAAUUUUCUAUGAUACCUGAUGAUGAAAAUAAUGAAGAUUAUGAUGAUGAAUUUGUACAUGAUGAUAAAGUUCAAGAAGAAGAAACUGAUCAUGAUAAACGAAUUCGUGCAAUUAGUUCUAUAAAUCUUAGUGAAUCUAUCGAUCAUAUAAAAUCUUCUCCACAAAUAAUAAAAUUUCCAACUAUUUCAAAUCUUUCACAACCAAUUCUUUCCAAUAUUCGUUCACUUUCACCACCAACAUUAUUUAAAUCAGUUAGACAACGUAGAUCUACAAUACAAACUGUAUUUAAUCGAAAUAAUAUUCAAUUUGAAUCAAGUAAUAAUACUAUUAUUAAUAACUCAUCUCAUUCACAUUCUAUACCAAAUAGUAGUAUCAUAAGUGAAUCUAAUUUGUCACAAAUAAAUGAUUCUAUGGAUUUUCAAUAUGCUUAUAUUUUACUUUAUACACAACCUUAUGAUCAUAAUCGUAUAAUAUUAUCUUUAAAUAUAAUCGAUAGUUUAUUUGAUCUUAUUCCACAACAACUUAUUCAAACUUUAUUAAUAACAUCAAAUAUUCAAUCAUUACCAAUUAGUAUACAUAAUAAACAAAUGCAUGAAUUAUUUUUAAAACAUCGUCGUUCUAUUGAAGGAAAUGAUUUUGAUUUAUCUAAUAAAAAUACUCAAGAAUAUCAAUCAUAUUUAUAUUUAUUAUUAAAUAUACUUUUAAUCUAUACAUAUAGUUAUCAUCCAAAAUAUUUUGAUAUUCAAAAAAAUCGUAUAAUACAUAUACGUUCAUUAAUAUUAUUAACACGAAUAUGUCAUGAUUUAUCAUAUAUAUGUAUGGAUAAUACAAUGUUAAUAAAUUAUAUAAUUAAUUUAUUUAAAAAACUUUCAUUUCAAAAAAUAAUUUUAUGUUUAUUUAAUAGAUUUAUAAAUAAAGAAUCUGAUUUAUUAAAAAUAAAACUAAUAUAUGAUUAUAAUAAUGAAUUAUUAAAUGAUCAAUUAACAAAAGAAUAUUUAAAACAAUUAAUUCAUUUAUUAGAAGAAAUUAUUUUACUUGAAAAUAUUAUUUAUUCAAUAGAUAUAAAUUUAAUUGAUCAAUUAACUAUUAAUCAAACAAUUUUUCUUUCAACAAUUUUACAAUAUUUAAAACAAAUUCAUUCUAUUGAAAAUCAUCAUUAUAUAAUUAAUUUAAUUGUAAGAAUAUUACCACAUUGUGGUUCAGCAUUAAAAACAAUAAGUAUUCGUGUUAUUGAACAGAUUUGUCGAAAUUUAACUUUUGUUGUACAAUAUUAUAGUCAACAAGAAACAAAAUUUGAAUUCAAACAAUUAUCUUCAUUUGAUGCAAUCGAUUAUAUCAUCGAUUUAAUUCAACGUCUUUCAUAUAUAUGUAAUUAUUGUAUUGGUAAUACAGUUCAUAAUACACAACAUUUUACUCAAACAUUGUGUCCACAACAUUGGAUAAAAAGAAUAAAAAUUAAUACAAAUGAUCUAUCUGAUGCUCGUCAAUCAAUACUAAAUAAACUUCCAUUAAUCCUUUCAAGUCUUUUGUUUAUAUGGAAAACAUUAUCAAUAAAUCAAAUUAAUUCAAUAUGGUUAGCUAAGAAUAUUAAACUUAUUCGAGAUAAAAUAAUUGAAUUUAUUUCAUCAUUAACAAAAUCAAAUGGUGUUUCAUUUCUUCGUGCUAUUAUAUUAUGUUGGGGUGAACGUAAACAACAACAACAACAACAACAACAACAAAAACCAUCUAUAAUACAAAGAGAUAAUGUUAAUGAAAUACAAGCAUUAAUUGAUAUUCUUAUGAAUAUAAAUAAUUAUACAACAAAUGAUAUCAUCUAUAAUAUGAACAAACUUUUACGAAAUUUAUCAACAACGAAUAAUAAAAAAAAACAAAAUUAUAUUGUUUGGUGUCUUCAAUUUCUUUUAGCUUAUUUAGAACAACAAAAAAAUGUUUCUAUUGAUUGUUGGUCAAUAUUAGCUAUUAUGUUUAAAGAAUGUUUAUCACCAUCAAUGUCAUCAUCAGUUACAUUUUUAAUAAUAAGAAUAUUAAGUUUUUAUGUUAAACAAUCACCAUUUAUGGUUGAAAAACGAGAUUUAAAAGACUUACAAGAUGUAACAAUAAAAGUUCUUGAAAAUUGUAAUACAAUAGUUGCUUCAUCACUUGAACAAACAAAUUGGUUACGUAAAAAUUUACAAGUACGUAUUACACAAUCCGAGCCAAAUACUCAACGAAUAACUACUGAUUCAUUCAAUGAACUCGAUCGUAGUCUUAAUAAUGAAAAUACUUCUUUAGAUUUUGAUGAUAAUUCACAAUCAAUGAAUUCUAGUUUAAUAGCCUUAACAAUACUUGCUGAACAUAUUACAAAAUUACUUGAUAUUAUUUAUAAUUUAACCGAUGAAAAAGAUCGUAUUAUAGGACCAUAUUUACAAAAUCUUGUAAAUAAUGUUAUGCCAUAUGUUCGUAUACAUGUUUCAUUAAAUGUACCAUCGUAUCGUUCAGCAUCGAUUUUACUUCUGAAUAUAUCACAAUAUUCAUAUACAAAAAAAACAUGGAAAAAAGAAGUAUUUGAACAUUUAUUUGAUAUAGGAUUUUUUCAAGUUGAUUUAUUAACAUUAAAUUUAUGGAAAAUAAUUAUUAGUAAUAUGAUAACAGAUGAAAAACCAACAUCAUUUCGUGAUGUUAUGAAUAGAAUAAAUGCCGUUCAAACAGGUUUAUUAUUUUCAAAAGAACAAGAAUAUGAACAACGUGUUAUGCUUAUUAAACGUUUUGCUUUUGUUAUUUAUUCAUCAGAAAAAGAUCAAUGUAAUCGACAUUUACCAGAUAUACUUGAAUGUAUUGCUGAUUUACUUAAAUUACCACAAGUACCAAUAGUAUAUACACAAAUAUAUCUUGUUUUUCGUGCUUUAUUAAUAAGAAUAUCAAAUAAAAAUUUAAUUUCAUUUUGGCCAAUACUUAUUGCAGAACUUAUACAAAUUUUAUUACAACUUGAACAAGAUCUUUUAUUUGAUAUUGAAGGUGAUAUUAAAUCAAAUAUUCAACGAAUGACUACAAGUGAUAUAACAUUAACAAAUAUUUCAAAUGGAUCAUCUGAUUCAAAUCCUUUAUUAAAAAUGUAUUUAUAUGCUUGUAAAUUACUUGAUAUUCUUCUAGCAAUACCCUAUUCAGAAUUAUAUCAUUUUCAAUUAUUUCGAUCUGCAUUUGUUACUGAUCAUAAUAUAACGAAUUCUAAUUCCCAUAUUGAUAUAUUUAUUACUUUUUCAAUACGUUUAUUUAAAUUACUUGAAAAAAAACUUCAAUUAAUGCCAAUAUCUAUACAUAAUCAAUUACCAAUAAUCAAAAAUUUAAAUCAUCCAUUAAUUCGUUUACGAACAAUAUCAAAUAUUAUUGAAUUAUUUCCAUUUUUUAAUUGUUUAACUAAAAUGCACACGAAUGACAAUUUAUAUUUAAACAAUGAACAAAUUUUAUUAUCAGAUACAAUGAAUGAAAUUGAAACAAGUGUACUUGAAGAUUUUAUUGAAUCAUGA